GGUCCAGACUCAGCGGGCCGCCCCUUUGGGGCAGGAGUCUGUCACCCAAAGAAUGAUAAAGUUGCUUGUAUUUCAAGAAAUCGAUCAAAAAGAAAGCCCCAGCGCUCUAAACCUCAGCCGUCGGGAAGGGGGGUGCACAGCUUCGAGUUUGAGAGCUACCCGGAUCCCAAAGACAGGGUCGGGCCCCAGCACCCUGCGUGCCCUGCCGUGCGUCGUAGGUGGGACGAUGGGAACCCAAAAGCCACGGAUCCUGCCCUGGCUGGUGUCGCAGCUGGACCUAGGGCAGCUGGAGGGCGUGGGCUGGGUGGACGACAGCCGCACGCGCUUCCGCAUUCCUUGGAAGCACGGCCUGCGGCAGGAUGCUCAGCAGGAGGAUUUCGGCAUCUUCCAGGCCUGGGCUGAGGCCAGUGGUGCCUAUACUCCCGGGAAGGAUAAGCCCGACUUGCCAACCUGGAAGAGGAAUUUCCGGUCCGCCCUGAACCGGAAGGAAGUGGUGCGUGUAGCAGAAGACCGGAGCAAGGACCCUCACGACCCGCAUAAAAUCUAUGAGUUUGUGACUUCAGGAGUUGGGGACUUUUCCCAGCCGGACACCUCUCCAGAUACCAGUGGUGGAGGCAGUACCUCUGAUACCCAGGAAGACAUUCUGGAGGAGUUACUAGACAACAUGGUCUUGGCCCCACUCCCAGACAGGCAGCCCUCAGGCCUCGCUGUGGCCCCUGAGCCCCACCCUCAGCUGUUGCUGAGCCCCAGCUUGGACAGUCCCGCUCCCCACCCAAACCCGGAGCUCCCUGAAAACCCACUGAGGCGGCUGCUGGUGCCGGAGGAAGAGUGGGAGUUCGAGGUGACAGCCUUCUACCGGGGCCGCCAAGUCUUCCAGCAGACCAUCUCGUGCCCAGGGGGCCUGCGGCUGGUGGGGUCUGAAGCAGUAGACAGGAUGCUCCCUGGGCAGCCAAUAACACUGCCAGACCCUGGGCUGUCCCUGACAGACAGGGGAGUGACCGGCUACGUGAGGCGUGUGCUGAGCUGCCUGGGGGCGGGCCUGGCUCUACGGCGGGCCGGGCAGCGGCUCUGGGCCCAGCGACUGGGGCACUGCCACACGUACUGGGCCGUGGGCGAGGAGCUGCUCCCCAGCAGCGGGCAUGGGCCUGAUGGUGAGGUCCCGAAGGACAAGGAAGGAGGCGUGUUCGACCUGGGGCCCUUCGUGGCAGAUCUGAUUACCUUCAUCGAAGGAGGCAGAUGCUCACCACGCUACACCCUCUGGUUCUGCAUCGGAGAGCCAUGGCCCCAGGACCAGCCAUGGACCAAGAAGCUCGUGAUGGUUAAGGUGGUUCCCACGUGCCUCAGGGCUCUGUUAGACAUGGCCCGGUCAGGGGGCGCCUCCUCACUGGAGAACACUGUGGACCUGCACAUUUCCAACAGCCACCCACUCUCCCUCACCUCCGACCAGUGCAAGGCCUACCUACAGGACCUGGUCGAGGACAUGGAUUUCUAGAUCCCUGGGGCAGCCUGAGCCCUUGAUCCUCACGGGUGCAGGCCCCUAACACUCAUCCUUGACCAAUAAACUG
This is a messenger RNA of Propithecus coquereli (Coquerel's sifaka), 1565 nucleotides long. It is a transcript of the gene IRF3, whose product is annotated as interferon regulatory factor 3. Lineage: Eukaryota; Metazoa; Chordata; Mammalia; Primates; Indriidae. Bases 53 to 1492 code for a protein of 479 amino acids. The transcript is spliced from 9 exons. The record is from RefSeq and is a predicted model, not a curated record. Gene Ontology annotation, cellular component: nucleus. Gene Ontology annotation, biological process: immune system process; regulation of transcription by RNA polymerase II. Gene Ontology annotation, molecular function: DNA-binding transcription factor activity, RNA polymerase II-specific; protein binding; RNA polymerase II cis-regulatory region sequence-specific DNA binding.